AUGAAGAAAAAAUUGAGGCAAGGGUAAAGAAAGACACGGAAAUGAUGGCAAUGUUUCAGCAGCAGCAAGGGCAAAUGCAACAUCAGAACCAGCUGCUGCUUGAUGUUGUUAAUAAAUUGUUGGACAAAUCUUAAUAUGUUAACAGUCAUAACAGCAUAUACAAAAAUAAUUUAACCAAGCUCCCCUUUUUGCUAUCAACUUUUGAAUAAGCCUACCCUAAUAAAACUGUCGAAUUUACAAAAACUGAUUCCAACUUUUUCAUAAACACAUUAGAGCAUAUAUAAUAACUGUUUAUUGCCACUGGUCUGUCAUAGAGUGGUUAAUGCCAGAUGUACACUCUUUGAUUUGUAGAUUUUAAGUUGCAACUAAAGUGCAUCAUGGCCUAUGCUUUAUUUAAGGCCAUUGUCCUUCCCUUAGAAAGAACAUUCAAUUUUUUUCUUUAAUUCCAAAGCAAAAAUUGUGAUCCCGAUGUGGUAAAGUUUUACAGACUUUCUUGUUAGCCUUUAAACAGUUCCAGCGUCUUUAAAUUCAUUAAUACCACAGCACAGUUGCUCAAUUGUUUACAGCUGUACUUUUUAACUAUACUUUUACCUUUUAAAUAAAGUCUGAUUCUGCAGUUAAUCAUAUUUUACUGUAAACUGUAGCUACGUUUUAUUUGUCAAUCAAAUAAGAACCUGAUAGUAUUAUAACUGUUUUAUAUCUAAAAUGGUUUUAAAUUAUCUGUAGUACCCCUGCAUUACCUUCUCAACAAUUUAUCCAAGGUUUCCCUGUUUUUUUCUGUACUAAUUUGAGUUUGCAAUUAUCAAUUGAAGCAACACCCUUAAUUGAACACUUAAUUUAUUUUUUCUAUCAAAAGCUGCUGCACAUAGACAUUUUACGGCAACUAUUUAUGAAAAUGGCACAUAUGCUUUCCAGUUGAGAAAUGGCAUAAUGCCAUUUCAUCUCAAGUUUGGAUAUUUGCCAUAUUAAUGAUCCAGCUACUGAUUAUUAGAUUAUAAGCAAUAUUCACUGUAGCUAUUAUUUAAAAUGCGAGAGGAUUUCAUCAAAAAGCUAUGUACCGAUUUCUUUUGGAAUGUACCGAAUUCCUGCAUGUUGGCCUGACAGUGCAAUUUGGUUUUUUUAACAGAAGUACAACUUACAUUCAGGAGUAGAUUAUAUUCCUCUCUUAGCUUUAUAUUGAGCAGCUAUCAACAAGAGAGCAUAUAAAAACAGAGGUGGCUAUUAAACAGAAUAUAAAACAAUAAUAGAGAAAGUUUGACAUUGCAAUAUGUGUAGCAAUAUUUAGUGUCGUUUUACAGGGAUACCAUAAGAACUUUAUCAAUGUGAUAAUUUUUAAAAAAGCUGUUUAUGGUAUGUGAGCAUCUAGUGCCAAGUGGCUCCAUCUUCCGGGUUCUCAAGUCUUUUGAAUCAAUUAGAUCUACAAGAAAUACUCAUUUAGUGUUGGGGGCUCGACUUCAAAGAAUUUUGUAGCUCUGUUGCCAUUCAAGCAUUGGAGAGUUUACGAUUCAGCUUUCUUAAACUCUCUAUUGCUGGGGAGAUGGUGCCACUUGAAGAGUCUUACAGUUUCCUGUCGUGAAACUGGAAGACAGCUCGCCAAUCUGGUCAACUAUUGUCGAUAAUAUAGACUGACUAAUGUUAUCAGCCAUCUAACAACUCUAAAACCAGUGUGUGGUUGGCACAAAUCUCGUGCGCAAUGCUAAUUGCAGAUACUAAAUACAAAUUUCGGACAAUAAAUUUGAUUUUGGACACUAAAUACUAACCUUGGAAAAAAAAUUUAAAUCUUGGACAAGAACUUCCAAUCUAGGACAACAAAUUAAAUCUCGGAUACUAAAUACAAAUCUUGGAAAACAAAUUUAAUCUCGGACACUAAAAACAAAUCUUGGACAAAAAAUUUAAUUCCUGGACACUAAAUACAAAUCUCGGACAACAAAUUGAAAUCUCAGACAAAAAGUUCAAAUUUCGGACACCAAAUACAAAAAUUCAAACAUCAAACAUGAAGCUCAACCUGUAAAAAUUGGAUCUGAAUAUACAAAUAUUUUUUCAACAACCCUGCCUGCGGUCUGUGUCUGCGGCUAAUACUUUGAUAAGAAAUUUGAUAUUGAAUCACAUCAAAGGUAGCAAGUCAACUAGUAACUUUGAAUAACUCUGACAACUAGUAUAUAAUCUUUAUGAUGAAUAAUCUUUUUCAUAUGAUAGAUUCUAGGAGCUAAUUUGGCAAAAACAAAAAAAGCCAAUUGACAAAAACAAUCGAAACGUAAUAUGGUUCUACUUAAAAUAUUCCACAGACAUUUAGAAAUCUCUCAAAGGCAAUCCUUGGCUUCCAUUGAUGAAUGACCCAAGAAAUCUGUAUCUCAUUCUGCUCAAUCCAUUCUUGUCAUUAGACUCAAUCCGAGUUGUUGAUGUUGGAAUGGCGUGAGGUCGCUUAUUGGACUCUGUGAAACUAGUUUAAAUUAUAUUUUAACAUCAUAGAGAUUACAAUGGGAAAUUUAAGCUAUGAAUAAAAUAAACACGGGUAGAAAAAAACUGCUGAUUUGGGAAGCAAGGACUUCGAAGAUUCCCAGGAAACUUCUGAAGCUGAGUCUGUAAAUAGGCCUAGCAUGCCUAGGUCGGAUGCAGGUGAGUCUAUUGAUCUGAUGCAACAGGAGCAGCCCGUUUGGGUGAAUCAACUCCACAAGGAUCUAAAAAAUGUCAUUGAAACCAAGAUUGAUGAAAGGUUUAAUGAGCUACAAAAUAAUUUAUGCAAAAGGCUAGAAGUUGCCGAAAAAAAUAUUGGGAAACUGCAGUCAAAUAAUGAUCUCACUUGUGAUAAAGUCAGACAUUGUAGUAUCAAUUUCACAAGCAAAUUCUAAUAAAAUCAACAAGUUGGAAGAAGAGGUGCUAAAAAACAAGGUCUUAUCAAAGGCCUUCAAGAGGAAAUCGAAGAUCUUAGAAAUAGAACCAUGAGAAGGACCCUUGUCUUCCAUGGCUUCCCAGAACCAAGAUCAAAAAGUGAAAGCAGGGAGCAGUCAAAUGAAAUGAUUUCUAAGCAUCUCACCCUUUCGUAGUCAUAGGGAAAUUGAGAAUGAAAAGUGACUAUCAUUAAUGAUAUCAUAACUUUUGAUUAAUGCAUCGCAUAGUGAUAUACUUUACGUCAAAUGAAAGCAUAUAAAUUUCUGCAUCAGAAAAUACAAUUUAAUCAAUGACGGGUUUUCUUAUGAAUUUGAUUGACUGAUAUUCUGUUUGAAAUCUUUGCUGAAAUUUGAAUAUUUUCAUAUUUUCUCGUCUCGCUGCAACCAGAGUAGGAAGGGCAGGGUGUCCGCAAAGGCCUCGUUUUGAAGCCAUUCUAUCAACAACCUCGUAGCCAAAUUUCUGACGGUUUAGUUUCAAAAUGGCGUCCGAUAGCAAAGACGAAGUGAUUGACUUUGUUGUUGACGAAUCUACAGAUUUUGAGGAAACUGCGGCGCAAUAUAGUAAUUUGAAGGUAGAAGAGUUGAAAGAGUUGUGUAAAAGCCGUGGAUUAACCUGCACAGGAAGAAAGCAAGACCUUGUAGAGCGUUUAGAAGAUUUUGAUGAGAGUGGACCCAUUUGGGAUGAGAUUGAACGUCCGAUUCAUAUCCCGACUUUUAGAAAAAAGUCUGGACCAACAGUUAUACUCGAAGAAGGUGUCGCUGCUGUUAAAUAUUUUGAGUUACUAUUCACGCCAGAACUUUUGGAACAGUUAGUUUCUGAAACAAACAGGUAUGCAGCCCAAAGACUUGAGCACCCUUUCACCUCACCAUCUUCGAAAGAUAGAUGGGAACCUGUCACAGUUAUGGAGUUGAAAGCAUUUCUCGGGUGCCUCACAUUUAUGGGCCUAUGUUCUCUUGGAGAGCUCAAAGAUUAUUGGUCUGAAGAGCUGGGGCAAGAAAGAAUAAAAACUGUUUUCAGUUACCAUCGUUUUAGAGACAUAUUCAGGUUUCUACAUUGUAAUGAUAACAGUGCUGCGUUGCCAAAAGGUCAUGAAAGUCAUGAUAAAUUGCAAAAAGUGAGGCCUAUUAUGAACUUGCUGCAGCAAUCAUUCCAAAGAUGUUGGGUGCCCCAUCAACAGAACAGUAUUGAUGAGGGCAUGAUUUCCUUCACUGGAAGGAGUCCUUUGAAACAGUAUAUGAAGGACAAGCCCAAUAAAUGGGGCUUUAAGAUGUGGAAGCUUGUAGAUUCCAUUUCUGGAUACCUAUAUGCUUUUGAUAUUUACACGGGUAAAGGGGAGGAAAGAGAGGUUGGUCUUGGAGAGCAUGUGGUUUUACAAAUGGCAGAACAUUUGCAACUUGGCCAGCCAUGGAUGCUUUUUUUUGAUAACUUCUUUUCCUCCAUUCCACUUAUCGACAAGUUGUAUGAAAGGGGCAUAUAUGCUACAGCAACAAUUCGCUCAUAUAGAACUGGGGUCCCAGUUGAAAUCAAAGAGGCAAAGCUUCAACCUGGUGAAAUGAUUUGGAGGAUGAAAGACCCCCAGACAGUCAUCACCAAAUGGAAGGACACAAAAGAUGUGAUUCUGAUCAGCAGUAUGUGUAGGGCCACACCAGGUGACACAGAUGUUGUCAAGAAGUCCCAAAGAGGCACUGCUGAAAAAAUUGUGCGUCGAUGUCCACCUUGCAUUACAGCAUACUGGUCAAAUAUGGGAGGUGUUGACACAAAUGAUCAACUGAUAGCUUACAACAGUAUGUCAAGAAAAACCUACAGGUGGUGGCUCCCAAUUUUUUUUGAUAUGCUAAAAGAAGCUGUGGUAAAUGCCUGGAUUAUUCAGAAAAAUCAGCCAAAUGCCAUGAAAAUUGGGCAAAAGGAGUUCCGCGUCGAACUUUUUUAAGGACUGGUAGGAUCAUUCACAUCCAGAAAGAGAGAGAUUGGCCAGCAGCCUAACCCAUCAAAAAGAUUUGAUGGUGUUCAGCACUUUGUUAUUAGUUCUAGCAAAAGAGGCUGCUGCAAAAAUGAAUGUGGAAAGAAAGUACAAUACAGGUGCUCUUAUAUACAGUCUUUGUAUAGACUGUUUUCGACCUUAUCAUAUUUCUAAAAACAAGUAAAGUUAUGUUUAAAUACUGCAGUAAACUUUUAAUUUGAAUAACCUAUACAUGGAAAAUAAACUUUUUAUCAUAUAUUUGAGUUAUUUAUGCCUUUUUUCUGGGUUUUUG
Messenger RNA from Rhopilema esculentum, 5141 nucleotides. The record is from RefSeq and is a predicted model, not a curated record. NCBI's taxonomy places the organism in Eukaryota, Metazoa, Cnidaria, Scyphozoa, Rhizostomeae, Rhizostomatidae.